AUGCCGGCGGGCUGGAGCAUGCAACCGCCCACGGACGAGCGGCCCGGGCGUGUGGGGCUCUCCCCGAGGGCCGCGGGCGGCAUGGACAGCGGGCCGGCCACUUGGCUGCACAUCUACAUCCUGGACUACCUGAGGAAGAAGAAGAUGGUGCGAUCGGCGGAGACGUUCUGCGCGGAGGCGGGCUUGGAUAUGUCCAACACAGCCACCCAGGUGCCCGGCCUUUGGGAGUGGUGGCUCCAGAUGUGGGAGGCGCGCGUGGCUUCGAGAGCUCAGCCCGCCGGCGACAUGGUCCUGCGGGCGCAGCAGCCGGAGCUGUCCUCCCUGGGCGGCGAACUGGGCAGGGAGGCACCCACCAGGGUGAUGACCGAGCAGCAGAUACAGCAACUGCUGUUCCUUAAGAGGAAGCAGGCGCAAGCCCAGGCACAGGCACAGCAGGCCGCCCAGGCACAAGCUCAGGCCCAGGUUCAAGCCCAGGUUCAAGCUCAGGCCCAUGCCCAGGUGCACGCGCAAACCCAGGUCCAUCAGGCCCAGCUGCAAGCUCGCCAGGCCCAAAUACAGGCUCACGCUCAGGAUCAGGACUGUGCUGCGGGCCUGCUUGGCCAGCAGCACCAGCAGCAGGACAUGGGCGUCAGCCCCUGGGGCCAGCAGGCGCACUACCUGCUUCAGCAAGACCAGAGGCAAGAGCUGCUUGCUGGGAUGCAAGGUGCGCCUGGGAUUGUUGUAGGGAAGCAGGGAUGGUGGAUGAGCAUCAUCCAUGGCAGGACGUGUUCUGGGUGCCAACGAGCUGGAUUGUCUUCAGGGCAGGGCUGCUAUUGUUUCGUUCCAGCAUAUAUAUCUUCAACAUACAGUUGUUUUGCAGAACCGUGUGGCACAUCUUGCAAGCAGCAGGCUGUGGCGACAAAGUGCUUUGUUGACUCUGUGUGUUUCUGUAUGUCUCUUUGA
Ostreobium quekettii is the source of this 942-nucleotide messenger RNA. The record is from the annotation of a GenBank genome assembly. Lineage: Eukaryota; Viridiplantae; Chlorophyta; Ulvophyceae; Bryopsidales; Ostreobiaceae.